CCCACCCCCCACCUUCCACCCGCCCUCCCCUCCCUGCCUCCCGCCCGGUAGUGGUGGCGGCGGCGGCGGGCCCCGGGUGCGGCCGGUUCCCCCUCAGCGCCGCGCUCCCGCCGCCGCCGCGCGCCCGCACCGGCCCAACCAUCGUGUGUCCCCCCCCAACCCCCCCGCCACCCCCACCCCGCCGGCUGAGCCGUGCCGAGCGGCGGCACCUCCUGACCGCCAUUCCGCCCCAAAACUUUCCGUUUUCCCCUUCCCACUCUCCGGGACUUCCUUGUGCCGCCUGUGCGCGCGGAGGGGGAGGAGGAGGCGUGUGCGGCGGCGGCGGCGAGGGGGGAUUUACAGUCUCCUCGCAGGCUGGCCGGGACCCCGGGGGAAGAGGAGUUGCACCAUGCGCGGCAAGUGAGGGGAAAGUCUCCGCCAGCGCCGCCCGCAGAAGUUGAGGCUUUCCCCCCGCCGCCCGCGGGAGCUGUGCCUUUAACGCCCGCUGAGCGAGGUACCUAAGGAUAAAACUGGCCUGAAGGAAAAAUCUGGGGGAAACUGGGGAGCUUGACUGUUCUUGCACCUGAGUAAGUGAAUGCUUAGCUGGAAAUCAACUCUACAAAGUGUUGAAGCUGUUAAAUAUUUUUCAGCAUCUCUGUGCCUAAUCGCAGCCCUCUCAGCUGUCAGAUGCGGUGAUCUCCAUGGUAACUCCAACCCCCAGACUCUUGACAGCAGCCUGCGAGGAGCAGCAUUCAGCAGCUCAAGGGUCUCACGACCAGAGCGUGGAUCACACUUCUCGUAAACCUCAUCAUAUUGAGGUUGGGCUAAGAUGAGCAUAACCAGUGACGAAGUGAAUUUCUUGGUGUAUCGCUAUCUCCAGGAAUCGGGUUUCUCCCACUCGGCCUUCACCUUCGGUAUCGAGAGCCACAUCAGCCAGUCCAACAUCAACGGAACGCUAGUGCCACCUGCCGCACUCAUCUCCAUCCUCCAGAAGGGGCUCCAGUAUGUGGAGGCUGAGAUCAGCAUCAACGAAGAUGGUACAGUGUUUGACGGCAGGCCGAUAGAGUCACUGUCUCUGAUAGACGCGGUGAUGCCUGAUGUCGUCCAGACCCGGCAGCAAGCGUUCAGAGAGAAACUAGCUCAGCAACAAGCCAGCGCAGCGGCGGCAGCGGCAGCAACGGCAGCGACAGCGGGAGCAACGACGACUGCUGUUUCCCAGCAGAACACACCAAAGAACGGAGAAGCCACUGUGAACGGAGAGGAGAAUGGGGCACAUGCAAUAAAUAAUCAUUCAAAGCCAAUGGAAAUCGACGGGGAUGUUGAAAUUCCUCCUAACAAAGCAACAGUCCUUCGGGGCCAUGAAUCAGAGGUGUUCAUCUGUGCCUGGAACCCUGUCAGUGACCUGCUAGCAUCUGGAUCCGGAGACUCAACAGCCAGAAUAUGGAAUCUCAAUGAGAACAGCAACAGCGGCUCCACUCAACUAGUUUUGAGGCACUGCAUAAGAGAAGGAGGACAUGAUGUCCCCAGCAAUAAGGACGUGACUUCAUUGGACUGGAAUAGUGAUGGAACACUAUUGGCUACAGGCUCAUAUGAUGGUUUUGCAAGAAUAUGGACAGAAGAUGGUAACCUUGCAAGCACCUUAGGUCAACAUAAAGGUCCAAUAUUUGCCCUGAAAUGGAACAAAAAGGGGAAUUAUAUUUUAAGUGCUGGUGUUGAUAAAACGACAAUAAUUUGGGAUGCUCACACAGGAGAAGCUAAACAGCAGUUUCCUUUCCAUUCAGCUCCUGCUCUGGAUGUGGACUGGCAGAACAACACUACUUUUGCCUCCUGCAGCACUGACAUGUGCAUUCAUGUAUGCAGACUUGGCUGUGAUCGUCCCGUUAAAACCUUUCAAGGACACACAAACGAGGUUAAUGCAAUCAAAUGGGACCCAUCCGGCAUGCUACUAGCAUCUUGCUCCGAUGAUAUGACAUUAAAGAUUUGGAGUAUGAAGCAAGAUACCUGCGUACAUGAUCUUCAGGCUCACAGCAAAGAGAUUUAUACUAUCAAAUGGAGUCCUACAGGACCAGGCACCAGCAACCCAAACUCCAACAUCAUGUUAGCAAGCGCUUCGUUUGAUUCCACUGUUCGGCUGUGGGACGUUGACCGAGGCGUCUGCAUCCACACGUUAACAAAACAUCAAGAGCCUGUCUACAGCGUAGCUUUUAGUCCCGACGGAAAGUAUCUAGCCAGUGGGUCCUUUGACAAAUGUGUCCAUAUAUGGAAUACUCAGAGUGGAACUCUAGUACAUAGCUACCGAGGCACUGGGGGCAUCUUUGAAGUCUGCUGGAAUGCUAGAGGAGACAAAGUGGGAGCAAGCGCAUCAGAUGGAUCGGUUUGUGUUCUAGACCUGCGGAAGUAAAAGUGAAAUGUUUUAGAAGAAAUUUCAAAUGGACCAGCAGUGAAUGUGUGGGGAGAAGCACUCUUCAAAACUAUUCUUAACAGCUCCAGAACUGUACGAACUUGAACAAUGUUAGAGUGUACCGUGAAAACAGCUCUCCCUGGCCACAGGUGUCUAGUAUUUUGUCCGUAACCUUCAUCAAGGAGUAAAAACACGGUCACUUCAGAGGGGGAGGGAAUGGUUUCCACCUGGAACAUUCAGCCUUGGAAGCAUGAAGCCACCAGCUAGGCAUUGCACUGUUUGGUUUGCGUCUGAGAACUUGCUCUGAUGGCUGGGAAAAAAAAAAAAAAAAAAAAAAAAAAGAAAGAAAAAAAAAAAGCUGUGCCAAAAAAAAAAAUUAAAAAAAGAGGAAAAAAAAAAAAAAAAAAGAAAAAUGCUGUGAUAAACCAAAAGGGAAAAAAAAUCCUCCUCCAUGUGGUGUUGUAUUUUUUCCUUCCAAUUUGGACACUACAGUUGCUCUCCCAAAGGACGUUCAAAGACCAGUUUGUACUGAUGAAAUGCUCAACUUUGUAAUCACAACACUUUCUAUUUUCUAGACUACUUUUUUGUUCAGUGGUUUUUCUAUCAGCUGGAAUAUUACAGCCUGGAAGAUCCCAGGCUUAGGACGAAACCUUUGUUUUCCUUUUAUUUCUCCCUUCCACUCCCAACUUCUCCUUCCUUUUUUUUCCUCCUCUUUCUUCUUGCCCCUUUUUGUUUUCUUUUUUCCCCUGUAUGCCCAUAGUAGAUGCAGCCAGGUGGACAUGACAAUGAAAAUUUUUGACAGACUGCUUCUCCUCUCUUCUCUCUCUUCUUUUUCCUUUCUUUCUCUCCUUUUAAAAGAAAAGAAAAUCCUCCGUGGUUCAGAUCUUAGCGUCUCAAGGGCACUUUCAGCAAAUUGUGUAAUAAGUGCUUUAUAUAAGAAUGCAGUGCUGGGGAAGAUUUUUACAGGAGAAAGAUGACUUUUAACAGAAAGAACCCAGUGUAUUUUUGGAAAAAAAAUAUUUUUUAUGUUAAACAGUUUUAAAAGCCUAAAAUGGCCACCAAAUGUAGACCAGGUGUGUAAUUCAAGCAAAAAGAGUGACACAGAGUCCAAGGAACAUGAAAGGUGCAGUAUCCUUUUUCUCUCCUCUCUCAAAGUGCUGUAAGAAGAAAAUGCCAUUUGAUACAAUCAAUGCCAGUCCUUUCCUUAGAGUCCUCUUCCAGCAGCCAGCCACUUGCAUAGUCUCACUUCAUUCUUGUGGCUGUUUGGUGAUGUGCACUUAUUAGAAGGGAUUCGUAAGUUUGAGACUAUAAACAUAGCAUUCAUUUUCUUGAGGCCAUAUUUUCGUUUAUUCUUAGGAACCAGGAGAAAAUGAUUACGUAUCUUCUCUGCUCUAGCAGUAGUUUGAACGUCAAACAGGACAUGGGUUGGGCUGCCCAUGGCCCUGCUGAGCAGUGCUGUCCUCCGCUGUUCAUCCCACUCAGCUCUUUCUCUUCCAGUAAGUCACUGGGAUUUUACCACUCACUUAAUGGGACCAGUUGGACCAAGAUUUAUUGACUGCGUCUGUCACAUUGUUGAAGAGCAGACUUUGCCAAGCUCCUGUCCAUCCAUGGUUGGCACACACCUGGAAGCCGGCUCUUCCAUGGCAUCAGGCAGCAUGUGGUGCUGCCGUUGCGCUCAGCCUACGUUUCCUGCCUGCUACAAGGAAAGAUCUGGGUCUGCACUUGGAGGCUUCACUGUCAGCCCAGGCAGGUUUAGCCAAGAGGGUGUCCUCAGUGCAGUGCUCAGAAGACAACAUAGAACUCUCCGUUAGGUGAGGACCGAUAAAAGACGUAUAAAUUAUAUCUCAACAUAUAUACUGCUAUAAAGUUCCAGUGGAUGAAGUGAUCAGAAUGACAAUAAAGACGGGAAGCACCACCUAUCCGCUUUGGACAUGAUUUCCUCUGCAAGCAAGACACCUGCAGGGAUGCCUCCUGAUGACAACAUUGAGAGCAAAUGAUGGCUGCAAAGAAGAAUGCAUGGGCAGAGUUUACUGAAGCUGCUGUAAACUGUGGGGGAACCUUGGGGUGGUGGCAGCCGUUAUUUAGACAAAUCCUUAGAACUGGCUGAAUCAAACAAGUGUCCUCUCCUGGCCCACAGGCUAGAGAAAGAAAAACAAGCAGAGAACUCCCUUGACAUCGUGUGGUACCUUCCUGCCCAAAGUCUCUGUUUCUGUAAUGCAAGAUCUUCCCUUUGGUUUGGCCACAGCUGCUAAAGGGAUUUGAUCUGAGCAAAACCAAAACCAGAGCCCUAGUGCUGAACUGGUGGUGCAAGACCCACCAGUCAUCAUCAUGGCAUCAUCAUGGAAUCUGUAGCUCAUUUAUUCUCCUGUGUUUUCCUCUCUUUACGCUUGCAUCUGCGCAGUGUCUUAAUCCUUCCAGUGGAACUAACCACUGCCAGCUUCAGCUGCAUUUCUUAAAGAUACACAUUUGGAAACAAGAACUCAAGAAUGAAAAUAAAUAAUUCCUAAAAAAGUUACUCAGUCCUGAGGUGAAAACAGUUAUGAGGGAUUUUGUUUAUUACAGAGAGUUAGGCUUGUUCAUAAUUUAUAUCAAAGAAUUGGACACUGGAAAGUAUCAAGGUUUAUUUUUGGUGUUAAAUGCAUUUAUGUGAUGGUUUUAGUUUUCUGCUCCAAGAGCAUGGGCUGUAGAUGAUUACCUGGCAGUUUUGCACUGUUUUAUAAUAACCACGUGUACCUACUCAUUUAAGUUACUACUUUUUUUAAAAAAGUACUUGUUCAAAGAGAGACUUGAAUUUGAAUACAAAGGUUUAAUGUGGUUUUAUAAAGCAUGGUUGGGUCAAUGACUUGAUUACAAUCAUUGCACAUACACGGUUAACUUCCUAAGCUGCUUUUGGGUGGCGUUUCUGAGAAUUAACAUGCAGAAGCCCCCGUUCUGCAGGUGGGGGAGGGCAGUGGGAUGGGGCCCUGGCCUCACUCUGUCCCUCGAGUGACACCCUCAUGGGCCAGACCAUGGGGUUCAGAGAGAUGAGGUUGCUCAGGCCAAGCGCAGCGAUGGCCAUGUGGCCACCUGGCUACGUAGCCCAUGUCUCGUGGUUGUUCCCGCCAUAGCUACUGUAGAUAACUCAGCAGUGUCCAUGGUGCCUGUUUCUUUUUCCUUUUUCAAUAUUGUCAGAACACCGCGUUUCCUCCGCCCACCUGCACGGAGGUAAGAAGCCAAAAAUCAGUUGGCUGGCGAAGACUGUGUGAGAGAAGCUGCUGGUCCAGGGAGUUUUCUAUACAGACCAUCAGAUGUGAAAGCAGCGUAUGCGAAAAGCUAAGAAAAUUGACCUUUCUUCCCUUCCCCAAGACCGUAGAGACUGGAAGAUCCUCAAAGAUACUGUAGUAGGUCAUUAUCAGCCAAGGGCAGCUAGGAAGGAAGGCAGAAGACGUAGCUGCAGAGGCUAAUCCUAGCCUAGCACGCUGCUUGCUCCAGGAGGUGGGCAACGGGGAUAGAGGGCCUUUUCCAUGCUGGACUUAAGGUGGAUGUCUAAGCCCAGACCUGCCGAACUGCCCACAGGGAAGCUCUUGCUUUCCCCCUCUGCUGUGGCAGCAUCCCCUGGGCUAGUGAUGCCGUUCUGUGGGCUAUUGAUGCCGUUCUGAAGCUCCCUGCACCAGAACCACAUACAGCAACAGGCCAGCAAACUUGAGACUGUUUUUUUUCAUAACAAUAUUUUUUGACAAUUCUGUUUCUAGUUCUUUCUAACAGAAGAGAAAUGGAAGAAACUAAGUGACCAAACAGGACUGUGAAACCAUGGAGAGGCUGACUGGAUUUUUGUCAUUGCUGGCUGUCUGGAACUGGCCUUGAAAUGAAAAUAAAAAACCGCUCGACUCUGUGGGUUAGAAGGAUACUGAAUCUUUUAUGUAGAAAACACUGGGUCCCUUAUGGGGCACUAAAGGGCCUGAUUUACAGGGUUAUACACACAUUAACCCCAUGCUACAUCUUAGAAAUUUCCUUUUAAUUUGUUUAAUAAAAAAAAAAAAGAAAAAAUAGAUAAUUUUAGAGCCAAGUGAAGUGCACUUUGUCAAAUGUAAGGGUCUGCUUUGUUUUUGGGUUUCUUUUUUCUUUUUCCCUUUUUAAUUUUUCCUCCUUUUUUUUCCCUCCUUUUGCCUUUUUAAAAGAUGUGGUUCUUUGUCAGUUGCAGAAAUGUUCUUUCAGCCACUCACUGAAAUUCUGAAUUCUGGCUUCUGCAGUUUUUAUUGUCUGUGUCAGACUUGCAGCCAGACUUGGUUCUCAUUUCAGCAUUUCCCAGGUUCUGUUGAAACAACAUCAACCCUUAUUUUGUUUCUCCCCCACCCACACUUUCUUCAAAUUCACCUUGUGUAUUGUAGCUCAUUUGUUUUAAGGAGAGAAUCAACAGAUCAUAUUCAGUGUCUUGAAUAAAUUGCUAUAUUUUGAUAUUAGAGAA
This is a messenger RNA of Columba livia (rock pigeon), 6824 nucleotides long. RefSeq names its product transducin beta like 1 X-linked (gene TBL1X). The record is from RefSeq and is a predicted model, not a curated record. The transcript is spliced from 17 exons. Lineage: Eukaryota; Metazoa; Chordata; Aves; Columbiformes; Columbidae. Bases 809 to 2380 code for a protein of 523 amino acids. Gene Ontology annotation, biological process: regulation of transcription by RNA polymerase II. Gene Ontology annotation, cellular component: histone deacetylase complex. Gene Ontology annotation, molecular function: transcription corepressor activity; protein binding.